AUGAGACUAUUUCUCUGUCUAGUUUCCCUUUGUUGGGCACUUUCAUAUUGUUUUCCCACAAGAAACUCAGAGCUGGACACCAAAUGGGAACUGUUUAAGUACACAUAUGAAAAGAACUAUACUGAGAAGGAGGAUUCUUUUAGGAGAAAUGUAUGGGAGGAGAACCUGAAGUUCAUUAAUGAGCAGAACCUCCUGCAUAAGGAGGGGAAGCUGACCUACUACCUAGGGAUGAAUGCUUAUGGGGACAUGAUAAGUACUGGAGAGGAAUUCAAGAAAAUGCUGAACCCUUCCAUAUCACUGAGGGAAAGGAGAGAUACUGCAGCCCAGUUUUUUUCAACUUACUCUGACAUUCCCAGAUCACUGGACUGGAGGGAGCAUGGCUUUGUGACCCCUGUUGCAGACCAGGGGGACUGUAACUCCUGCUGGGCAUACUCUGUAACUGGAGCUCUGGAAGGUCAGUUCUUCCGGAAAACAGUAAGACUUGUGCAACUGAGUACCCAGCAACUACUUGACUGUUCUGGUGCUGGCAACUGUACUGGGGGAUAUAUCCUUGAAACCUAUAGAUAUAUUAUACAAAAUGGGGACAUAACAACUGAGUCCUGCUACCCAUAUAUGGAAAAGGUAAAUGAAGAAACACUCUGCAUUGACAUCCUUGAGAGUGGGCUGGCCAAUUUUGCCAAGACUGGGGAAAGGUGUUGGCAGCUGGAGGCUCUCCUGGAGGACACCCACCCACUUAGAGCUGCACUGAAGCAUUGGGAGGUUCAGCUGCUGGAAGAUGCCAGCCUAGGGCUGUGCGGAAGCACGAGGAGGUUUGGCUGCUGGAAAAAGACUGCCUACCUGGGAUUGUGUUUUUGUGGAGAUCCUCCAAGUUUCCCAUGCUAA
Messenger RNA from Vombatus ursinus (common wombat), 882 nucleotides. Its product is annotated as cathepsin L2-like. Gene Ontology annotation, molecular function: cysteine-type endopeptidase activity. NCBI's taxonomy places the organism in Eukaryota, Metazoa, Chordata, Mammalia, Diprotodontia, Vombatidae. Gene Ontology annotation, biological process: immune response. The coding region runs from base 1 to 882 and encodes 293 amino acids. The transcript is spliced from 6 exons. Gene Ontology annotation, cellular component: lysosome. The record is from RefSeq and is a predicted model, not a curated record.